Messenger RNA from Prorocentrum cordatum, 5259 nucleotides. The record is from the annotation of a GenBank genome assembly. NCBI's taxonomy places the organism in Eukaryota, Dinophyceae, Prorocentrales, Prorocentraceae.
AUGCCAGCCCGAACACCCCAUGACGAGCUAAUGAGCGACGAGCCGCACCACGAGUGUGGUUUUGCGCUGCUGCGUCUGCUGAAACCGCCGGAGUACUACGAGGAGAAGUAUGGCACUUGUUUCUUCGGGCUCAACCGGAUGUACAUGCUGAUGGAGAAGCAGCGUAAUCGCGGCCAGGACGGCUGCGGCGUCGCCAGCGUGAAGCUCGACGUAGCCCCUGGAACAAGUUACAUUCACUGCGAGAAGUCGGUGGAGCCCGACCCGAUCGCCGAUGUGUUCGGGCGGGUGCAGAAGAUGGCGAACGAGAAGAUGAAGAAAGCGCCAGCGGACGCACGGAUAGGCGGCGGCAGCUCUGGGGAGGGCGCCUCCCGCAUCGACCCACACUGGGUCAAGGAGAACGUCCCCUUCACCGGCGAGGUGCUCCUCGCGCACGUGCGUUAUGGCACCGACAGCGACAACACCAUCGAUCGGUGCCACCCUGUGGUGCGGGAGAGCAACUGGAUGACUAGGAAUCUGCUGCUCGCGGGGAACUUCAACAUCACCAACAACGAGGACCUCUUCCAGAGCCUUGUGCAGAUCGGGCAGCACCCGCUGGAGCUCUCGGACACGGUGAUGCUCCUAGAGAAGAUCGGCCAUUUCGUGGACAAGGAGAACAACGACAUGUACGUCAAGUACUCGGCCGCCGGCCAGGCGCCACGCACCUGCUUCAGCCUGAUCGCCGAGAACCUGAACGUGGCGCAGAUCCUGCGGCGCGCCUCCACCGACUGGGACGGCGGCUACUGCAUCGCGGGCGUCCUCGGGCACGGCGACGCGUUCUGCAUCCGGGACCCCAGCGGCAUCCGCCCGGCUUUCUACUUGGCGAACGACGAGAUCGUGGUCGUGGCCAGCGAGGCCCCGCUCAUCCAGACCGUCUUCAACGUCAAGGAGAGCGAUGUUCACCCGCUGCCUCCCGGGCAGGCGAUGGUGGUUAAGCGCAGCGGCCACUGGUCCUUGCAGCGGGUGCUGCCCCCGAAGGUGCUGAAGCAGUGCUCCUUCGAGCGCAUCUAUUUCUCUCGCGGCAAUGACUCUGGCGUGUAUAGGGAGCGCGAGAGCCUGGGGAGGCUGAUGCUUCCCGCACUCAUGAAGAAAUUGCAGGACGGCGGGGACUCGCUGCUGAACGCAGUACUUUCCUUCAUCCCGAACACCGCCGAGGUCGCUUAUCUUGGUCUGGUGAAAGAGGCUCAGGACGAGAUGGCGAGGCAGCGCGCGCAGGUCCUGCUUGAGCUGCAGGGCAAGAGCGGCGCAGACUUGGAGGCCGCCAUCGAGAAGACGAACGCGAUGCGCGUACGCACCGAGAAAGUGGUCCACAAGGACGCGAAGAUCAGGACCUUCAUCCAAGAGGAUAGCUCCCGGGAGAAAAUGACAAUGCAUGCCUAUGACGUCCACUACGGCACCGUGCGGCCAGGGGAGGACGUGCUGGUGGCGCUCGACGACUCGAUCGUGCGAGGAAACACCCUGAAAAACGCCAUCCUGCGCACGCUGGAUAGGCUGGGGCCCAAGCGCAUCAUCGUGCUGUCGAGCUGCCCACAGAUCCGCUAUCCUGACGUCUAUGGCAUCGACAUGGCCAAGAUGGGGGACCUGGCGGCCUUCAAGGCGGCCAUCACCCUGCUGCAGGAGAGUGGCAGGGGCGAGGUUAUCUCAGAUGUGUACCGGGAGUGCCGCAAGCAGCUUGGGCGGCCAGUGCAGAGCGGCGGAUUCACAAACCACGUGAAGCGCAUUUACGAACCUUUCACACCGGAGCAGAUCUCGGCGGAGAUCGUCAAGCAGGUCAGGCCCGACGGCUGCCGGGCGGAAAUCGACGUCCUCUACAACACAUUGAGCGCCCUGCACGAGGCCAUGCCCGAGCACUCUGGGGAUUGGUACUUUACCGGCGACUACCCCACCGACGGGGGCAUCAAGGUUUGCUCCCGCGCCUUCGUGCUUUGGAUGGAGGGCAGCAGCGCCAGGUGCUACGGAGUGAGCUCGGCAGCCGCCAUCGCGCUGUCCUCCGUGCUCGUCGUGGGCAAUAGCGGUAGCGAGCACGCCCUCGCCUGGAAGCUCAGCCAGUCUUACGAGGUGGGGCGCGUGUUCGUGGCGCCCGGCAACGCUGGCACGAACGGCAACCACUCGUGCGCGAACACGCCUGUGCAGCAGGACCAGACCUCGCCGUUGGUUCAGGUCGACAUCCCGUUCACGCCGCCGCACUUCGCGGAGGUCAAGGCGUUCUGCCGAGAGAACAGCGUUGCGCUUGUCGUCUUGGGCGCGGUCAGCGGGGGCCUCAACGAGGCCCAGCUCGCAAGCGAGGGCAUGGGGGACGUGCUGCGACAGGACGGCGUCAAGGUGUUCGGCCCUUCGGCGGCGGCUGGCGAGAUCGAGUCCUCGCAGGGCUUCAUGCAAGCCUUCGCCGAGCGACACGGUGUGCCUGUCCUCCAAGUUCCGCUGGAGUCAGUUGGGGAGGACUGGGCCCGCGGCUGUGAAGUCUCGGUUCUGGCGUUGUCUGACGGCUCGAGCCACCAGCUGUUGCCUUUCGCAGUGCAGGACCAUAAAUGGGCGCUGGACGACGACCGCGGCCUGCGCACUGAUGGCAUGGGCGCGUUCGUGCCUUCGCCGCUGGUCGGCCGCGACAUGCUCGAGCACAUCGAGCAGGAUGUGGUGAGGCCCGUGCUGGAGGGCCUGAAAAAGGAGGGGCGCCCGUUCGUCGGCUUCUUGCACACGGAGCUGGCGAUCGCGCCCACAGGCCCGAAGGUCCUGCGCUUCCGCUGCCGCAUGGGGGACCCAGUCGGGCAGGCUGCCCUGCGCCUCCUGGAGGGCGACCUCUACGGCACCCUCGCCGCCUGCGCGACCGGCCGCCUGGCAGAGACCAAGGUCGCCAUCCGCGAGAACACCAGCGUCGUGGCCGUCGUCAUGGCCAGCGGUGGCUACCCGGGCAUGUACCGCCGCGGGCAUCCCGUCACCGGCGUGGAGAGAGCGCUGUGCGUGCCUGGCACGACCGUGUUCCACUCGGGCACUGCAAUGCUCGGGGAGAGGGCGGUCCAGUCGCUGCGCCGGUCUUCCUCGGGCCCGCCUCAGGAGCGUCAGGCGUCAGGGCGCCUCGUGACGAGUAACGGCAGGGUGCUGACCGUUGUGUCGGUCGGACGUGGGCUGCACGAGGCCCGCGAGCGUGCCUACGUGGGCGUCAGAGCAAUCAGCUUUAACGACGCCUGGUACAGGAACGACGUCGCCGCGCUCGCGUCGACGUCGCCUGCCAUGCCCACCGCCCCGCAGACCAAGGACGCCGGUGCGGGUGGCGGCCUCACCUACCGCGCCGUGGGCGUGGACCGGUCCGCGUGUCAGGCCGCGGUGUCGAGCUUCGAGCCCCUGGCGCUGCGCACGGUGCGCUCGGACAGCGGGCAGGAGGCCGGCGCGCAGGUGGCGGGGCUGCGCGGAAAGGUGCACGAGGUCGCGAAGGAUGAGAUCCCCUACCUUCUGGUCAGCAGCUCCAGCGCAGUGGGCACCAAGCUCCGCCUGGCCUCCCGUCCCGAGCACUUCGACUGCCUGGGAAUUGAUCUCGUCGCGCUCUGCGCGAACGACGUGGCUGCGCGCGGGGCCGAGCCGCUCUUCUUCCACGAGCACAUCUCCACGAACAAGGUGGACGCCGAGCAGGCGAUGCAGAUGGUGAGGGGCGUCGCCGAGGGCUGCGUCGAGGCCGGCUGCACCCUUCUCGACGCCGGCGUGGCUGAGCUGCCGGGCAUCUUCGCCCCGAGCGGCGGCUCGGAUUUCGUCGGCUUCGCCGUCGGGCGCGCGGAGAGGGGCAGCCUCCUGCCCCGCCACGGCGCCAUGGAGGCCGGCGACGUCCUGAUCGCGCUGCCCUCGUCGGGUCUGCACAGCAAUGGCUUCUCCCUCGUCCGCUUCCUCAUCCGCGCCGCCAGGCUCGACUGCGGCCAGGCGGCGCCGUUCGACCCCACGCGCAGCCUCGGUGACGCGCUCCUGCGGCCAACUCGCAUUUACGUGAAGACCCUGCUGGCCCUGGCGCGCCAGGGGCUGCUCAAGGGCGCCGCGCCGGUGGCGUCCGGGGGCCUGCGGGGCUGCUGCGACGGCGUGCUUCCCGAGCACCUGAAGGCCAAGCUGAGGGCGGACGCCUGGGAGAUGCCGGCGGCGCAGCGCUGGCUCGCGGCCGUGGGGAGGAUAAAGGAGAACGAGUUGGCGUCGACGUUCAACUGCGGCAUCGGCAUGCUCUUGGUGGUAGCAGCCGCCGACAAGGAGCGCGCGCUGCAGAUGCUGGGCGACCUUCACGAAGAGCCCCUGGUCGUCGGCGAGCUCGGGCCUCGUAAGGCGGACUCGCUACCCCUUGAGAUCGAGGGCUCGGACCUUGCGUGGCUGAUGCUGCCCGAGCUCGGGGCGUCGCUGCCCUUCCCCGAGGUGCUGUCUUCUCUGCAGGACCCCUGGACGAUCUCCAGGAAGCAAGUCGUGGUGCUCGGCGGCCGGGAGGAGGUCUCGCCCCUUCAGGCGCUCGCGCAGGCCCUGGCGCUGCCCGCUUCCGCGGCCAGCCUGUCGGCCUUCGUGAGCCCGUACCCAGACAGCCCCUUGCUAGCGAACGCCAGGAACCUGGGCCUGCAGGCCAUCGUGCUGGGUGACGGGCAGUUCGCCCACACCGAGUUCUACUGCGAGGGCCUCGACUUCGACGCGGGCGCCGCGCCCAGGCCCGAGAGCGCGGGAGGCGGCCCAGCAUCUGGCACGGGCGCCGACGGCGUGGCGGUGGAUUUCUCGAGGCAGUUCGACGAGCUCAUGGCGUCCCUGACGCCGGACCUCGUAGUUGUGCUGGACGACGUCGACCAGACCCUGCUGACUCGUCAGCUGCUGCAGCGCUACGCGGGCAGGGUACUGGUGAUCCACGCGUCGCUGCUGCCGGCGUUCCCAGGCACGAACCCCAUCGAGGCCGCCGUGCGCGCGGGCGUGUGCAUCACUGGCUGCACCGUGUCCUUCGCAGCGCCGCCGUCCUCGCUAGGAGCCCAGUGCCGUCACGGGCCCAUGAUCCUCCAGGAGGCCAUCAAGGUGGUCGCCAACGACACGGCCUGCUCGCUGCGCGCGCGCCUGGUGGCGGAGUGUGAGGCCUCUGCGCUCUCCCGCGCAGUGCAGCUGGUUGCCUCCGGUUCCGUAGUGCUCCACAGUGAUGAAUCUGGCUACUCCCUGGGCAGGAGCGCCUCUUUCGCGGAGGCAGGCUCUUGCGAAAUGCUGGACGGAGACAACAUGCAGUCGUGCUGA